AUGGAAGAGCCGCCGGAGGGGCACGGCCACCGAGACGCAGCGCCCGGCCCGGCGAGCAGCGGCAGCGGCAGCGAUGGCGAGAGCGUGCCCGUGUCCCCCAGCCCCGCGCCCGCCUCCCCCGCCGCGCCCUGCCCCCUGCCCCUGCCCCGCCGCCGCCACCCGCCGCCACCGCCGCCGCCCCCGCCGCCGCCGCCCCACCGCACCACCAACUUUUUCAUCGACAACAUCCUGAGGCCGGACUUCGGCUGCAAGAAGGAGCCGCCCGCGCCGGCCGGCGGCGGAGGAGGAGGCAGCCGGGAGCGGGACGGAGAUCGGGGGCAGAGCUCAGGUAGAGAAAACGUCAACCCGCUGCUGGCCCGGCCGCCCAAUCCGCCCGCCCUCCUGUGCCCGGACUCGAACUGCCGUCCCGACGGCUCCGCGCCGCCGCCGCCGCCCGCCGCCGCCGCCAAAGCCGGUCCCGCCGCGGCAGCAGCGGCGGCGGCGGCGUCGGGGGCGGCCAAGGCCCCCGCCGACGGGGGCGAGACUCACCCGGCGAAGUACGGGGAGCACGGCAGCCCCGCCAUCCUCCUCAUGGGCUCUAAUAAUGGAGGACCUGUUAUAAAGCCCGACUCGCAACAGCCGCUGGUGUGGCCUGCCUGGGUCUACUGCACUAGGUAUUCAGACAGACCGUCCUCGGGCCCCCGCACCAGGAAGCUGAAGAAGAAGAAGACGGAGAAGGAGGACAAGCGGCCGCGGACGGCGUUCACGGCCGAGCAGCUGCAGCGGCUGAAGGCGGAGUUCCAGGCGAACCGGUACAUCACGGAGCAGCGGCGGCAGAGCCUGGCCCAGGAGCUCAGCCUCAACGAGUCCCAGAUCAAGAUCUGGUUCCAGAACAAACGGGCCAAAAUCAAGAAGGCGACGGGCAUUAAGAACGGGCUGGCGCUGCACCUCAUGGCCCAGGGACUCUACAACCACUCCACCACCACGGUGCAGGACAAAGAGGAGAGCGAGUGA
Molecule: messenger RNA, 993 nt
Organism: Melospiza georgiana
Lineage: Eukaryota; Metazoa; Chordata; Aves; Passeriformes; Passerellidae
Gene: EN1
Product: engrailed homeobox 1
Exons: 2
Coding region: 1-993 (330 amino acids)
Biological process (GO): regulation of transcription by RNA polymerase II; neuron differentiation; multicellular organism development
Cellular component (GO): nucleus
Molecular function (GO): DNA-binding transcription factor activity, RNA polymerase II-specific; RNA polymerase II cis-regulatory region sequence-specific DNA binding
Source: RefSeq, a predicted model, not a curated record